UUUUUAGUUAAAUUGUUAAAUAUAAUUGUAAAAAACGUGUAAAAAAAUGAUUUUAUGUCUUCCUUCGGUUAUCACCUAGUAAAAUUGAUGUUCCUCUAUUUUCUUCUAUUUUCCUCAUUUUUGACAAAAAAUUCUCUCCUUUUUCAAUUUUGAUGUUGGUCACUCUACAUAAAUGUCAAAUAGUAAAAAAUAAUCUCUCUAAUUAACAUUAAUGAAACAGGAUCGUGUCAGAAAUGAAAUUGAUGCUAGUAUGAAGGACACUGAAGGAAAACUUACAGAAUCUUCUUUACAAAAUCUUAAAUAUUUAGAAGGAUGCAUUCAAGAGUCGAUGCGUUUAUAUCCGCCUGCUCCUCUCAUAGCACGAGUUACUUCAGAAAAGGCACAAUUAAAAUCAUAUUUAAUACCGCCUGGAACGGUAAUAUUUUUAUCUAUCUACGCAGUACAUCACGACCCAAAUUUUUGGCCAAAUCCGGAAUUAUUUAAUCCGGAUAGAUUUACAAAUAAAAAUAACCAAAAACAUUUAUAUUCAUACAUACCUUUUAGUGCUGGUAAACGAAAUUGUUUGGGUCAAAAUUUUGCCUUGCGGGAAAUGAAGGCAGUAAUAUCAACAUUAAUUCAUAAUUUCUACCUAAAACCGGUAGAUUUAUUGGAAAAAACGCAAUUGGAAGUUGAUAUGUUGUUACACCCUAUUACUCUGAGGCGUGUAACAUUUAUUCCUAUUGCCAAAUGAUAAUAAACUAGCGGAUAAAAUUUUUCCUUCUUUUCUCCAUUUGAUUCUAAAAUUUAAUAAAGUAGAAUUAAAUUUAAAA
Messenger RNA from Solenopsis invicta (red fire ant), 809 nucleotides. Its product is annotated as cytochrome P450 4C1-like. Bases 212 to 730 code for a protein of 172 amino acids. NCBI's taxonomy places the organism in Eukaryota, Metazoa, Arthropoda, Insecta, Hymenoptera, Formicidae. The transcript is spliced from 3 exons. The record is from RefSeq and is a predicted model, not a curated record. Gene Ontology annotation, molecular function: oxidoreductase activity, acting on paired donors, with incorporation or reduction of molecular oxygen; monooxygenase activity; iron ion binding.